AGGCCGGUCAAGUUGCCAACCACCCAGCCGCUCCAACAAACAGCAGAGAGACAUCCGGGAAGGGUUAAACAAUACGGAUACGGGGAACAUGCGCCGGGGAGACACCCCACCAGAUCAUCCACCUCUUGAUCCGUCAUCCGAUCUGUCUCUUGACUCUCGUGUCAGUUUGCCAGUAACAGUCUACCUACCUGAACAUUCCGUCUUGGGGGAGAAGAACCACAGUCUGGCGAUAGCGUGACAGCCAUGGAAACGCAGUCAACAUGGUCAACCAUCAAGGGACCUUGUCGACCCGUCCACUGCCCACGAAGAUCAGUCUCCACGGCACCGCGAUCCCCGGUCAUUGCAAGUUUCAGCGUGCCAACAAUUGCGCCGUUUGAAUUUCGAGGAAGAAAUUGCUGGGCUCCGCAGCCAGCCACAACGAUUGAGAUUGGUGCCACCCCCGCCUGCAAGACCCCGCCAUCGCCUCCAAUUUGGCGCGCCAGAUUGGCCGUCACAAAUGGAACAUUGGAUGGCCCCAAAUGCACUCACUGCUUUGGUCUCACUGGUGGGCGUGAGCGUGGGCGAGGGCGUUGGCGUGGACGGUGGCACUCAAGGCCGAGCCAAUUUCUCUCCCACAUCAUCAUUCAGCCUGGACGUUACAGACAGACGACCCCGUUUACUUUUUCUGUUAUUGCGACCGUCGCCUCAUUAUUCCCACCCCUCACAUCAACUACCAGAUAUAUCUCUCGCCUCCUCCCGCAUUCCUCUACAACUCUUUCCUUUCGUCAUUCCUCCAACUCAAAACCUACGACAGACUUGCGCUCUCCUUCACAACCUAACGACUUGAUACCCCGACGGACCGCGCAUCUCUCACUACUCUCCUUCUCACUACUCUACCCCCUCCACCUCCAAAUUACCCCUCACCGCAUCUAGUUGCGAUCGACGCCAGCAAAUUUCUUCACGAUGGCCAUUGGAACUGUCUUGGUUACCGGUGGUACCGGUUACAUUGGCUCAUUUACCUCCCUCACCCUUCUCCAGAACGGCUACGAUGUGGUCAUUGUCGACAGCUUGUACAACUCCUCCAAGGUUGCCGUCGACCGCAUCGAGCUGCUGAGCGGCAAGCGACCCCACUUCUACCAGGUCGAUGUCACCGACAAGGCCGGCCUCGACGAGGUCUUUAAGAAGCACCCCGAGAUUGACAGUGUCAUUCACUUCGCCGCGCUCAAGGUCAGCUCUCUUCCUCCUUUACGACGUAUUCCACGAGA
Molecule: messenger RNA, 1244 nt
Organism: Colletotrichum godetiae
Lineage: Eukaryota; Fungi; Ascomycota; Sordariomycetes; Glomerellales; Glomerellaceae
Exons: 2
Coding region: 244-912 (222 amino acids)
Source: RefSeq, a predicted model, not a curated record